CAUGCUCUUAUGUUGUAUUUUGUAGUCUCUCUGAUGAACACAGUCACAGAGUCAGAGACGCUUGUUCAUCACGUUGCAGUUGCAGAUAUAUCUCAACAUCUCUUAAUUUUUUGCUGAACGUUGAAAAUUUCGAACCUCUGGUGUGAGUUUUAAAGGAUGGUGUUUUAUCGCGGCGUAUCAGCCAUUUCAAGGCUUCGGUCACGAGCCGUGCAACAAUCUUCACUUAGCAACUCCGUCAGAUGGCUCCAGAUGCAGAGCUCUUCUGAAUUGGACUUGAAGUCGCAGAUGCGAGAGAUAAUUCCAGAACAACAGGACCGUUUGAAGAAACUGAAAUCAGAACAUGGAAAGGUUCAAUUGGGGAACAUUACUGUUGAUAUGGUACUUGGUGGAAUGAGAGGGAUGACUGGAUUACUUUGGGAAACCUCAUUGCUUGAUGCUGAUGAGGGAAUACGCUUUAGAGGCAUGUCGAUUCCUGAAUGCCAGAAAGUAUUACCUUCAGCUCAAUCUGGAGAAGAGCCUUUGCCUGAGGGUCUUCUGUGGCUUCUGUUAACUGGAAAGGUUCCAAGUAAAGAGCAAGUUAAUGCUUUGUCAAAAGAGUUGGCUCAUCGUGCUGCUGUUCCAGAUUAUGUUUACAAAGCUAUAGAUGCUCUGCCUUCGACAUCUCAUCCAAUGACUCAAUUUGCUAGCGGUGUUAUGGCCCUUCAGGUUGAAAGUGAGUUUCAGAAAGCAUAUGAGCAGGGUGAUGUUCAUAAGUCAAAGUUCUGGGAGCCAACCUAUGAGGAUGCCCUAAACUUGAUUGCUCGUGUCCCUGUUGUAGCUUCAUACGUUUAUCGGAGGAUGUACAAGGAUGGUAGCAUCAUUCCAUUAGAUGAUUCUUUGGAUUAUGGUGCAAAUUUUUCACACAUGCUGGGAUUUGAUAGCCCUCAGAUGAAAGAGCUCAUGAGGCUUUAUGUCACUAUCCAUAGUGAUCAUGAAGGUGGAAAUGUUAGUGCUCACACUGGUCACCUGGUUGGGAGUGCACUUUCGGAUCCAUAUCUUUCGUUUGCAGCUGCAUUAAAUGGUUUAGCUGGGCCACUCCAUGGUUUGGCUAAUCAGGAAGUUUUGUUGUGGAUCAAAUCAGUUGUCGAGGAAUGUGGAGAAAAUAUAUCAAAGGAACAACUGAAAGAUUAUGUUUGGAAAACGUUAAACAGUGGCAAGGUUGUUCCAGGAUAUGGCCAUGGUGUUUUGCGUAAAACGGAUCCAAGAUAUGUAUGCCAAAGAGAGUUUGCUUUGAAGCAUUUACCUGAUGAUCCUCUUUUUCAGCUGGUCUCAAAGCUUUAUGAAGUGGUGCCUCCUAUUCUAACUGAGCUGGGAAAGGUCAAGAACCCCUGGCCUAAUGUUGAUGCUCAUAGCGGAGUGCUACUGAACUACUAUGGUCUAACCGAAGCAAGAUACUAUACUGUGCUUUUUGGCGUCUCAAGGAGUCUCGGCAUCUGCUCACAGCUGAUAUGGGACCGGGCUCUUGGACUGCCACUAGAGCGGCCAAAGAGUGUAAACAUGGAGUGGCUCGAUAACUUCAUGCGCUUGAAACGCUAAGUUGAUCCCUGACUGUACGUGGUUGGUCAAGGUUCUCUCUUUCAUGAAAGCAGCAUUCUCUUCCAUUUGAAUGGGGUAGCUUUUGGCACUUUUAGAGAAACAAACGAGUUUGAGUCUAAAUUUUUCUCUUCAGAGUUUUCAUUUUGGUUCUUCCGCUAAAAACAAUGAUGUUAAAGAAGUGAAGAAAAGGUCUUUCUCAAAUUGAGACACCGUAAUAUUUA
Molecule: messenger RNA, 1796 nt
Organism: Camelina sativa (false flax)
Lineage: Eukaryota; Viridiplantae; Streptophyta; Magnoliopsida; Brassicales; Brassicaceae
Product: citrate synthase 5, mitochondrial
Biological process (GO): carbohydrate metabolic process; tricarboxylic acid cycle; citrate metabolic process
Cellular component (GO): mitochondrial matrix
Source: RefSeq, a predicted model, not a curated record